Molecule: messenger RNA, 915 nt
Organism: Paramecium tetraurelia
Lineage: Eukaryota; Ciliophora; Oligohymenophorea; Peniculida; Parameciidae
Exons: 6
Biological process (GO): protein phosphorylation
Molecular function (GO): ATP binding; protein kinase activity
Source: RefSeq, a predicted model, not a curated record
AUUAAUAUUUCUGAAAUGUUUGUUGUGACAAAAAUCGGGCAAGGCUAUUCGGCGGAUGUUUAGCUGGUUAAUAGAUGUGGACAAUUGAUGGCUAUGAAGGUCUUUAAAUAACAAUAGUCAUCAUUGUAUGAAAAUGAAAUAAAAAUGAUGCAGUUAUUAAGCAACAUCCCAGGGGUCAUCAGAGUAAGAGAAUGUGAAUGUGAUGGUUGCAUUAUGAUGGACUACGCAAAAUAGGGAAAUCUGUUAUAAUAUUUAAAGCUCAGAAAAUUCACUGAAGAAUUUUCAAGACAUUACUUUAAAUAAAUGAUACAAAUUAUUUCUGAAAUUCAUAAAAAAGGAGUAGCUCACAGAGAUCUAAAGUUGGAAAACAUAUUAUUGGAUGAUAAUUUCAACAUCCUUAUUUGUGACUUCGGAUAUGCAAUUAACUUUUUAGAUGCACAGAGCAAACGAAUUAAGAUCAAUACUUACGUCGGUUCUCCCUCUACCGCAGCUCCAGAGAUAUUCCUUCAAUAACCUUACCAUGGAAUCGAGGCUGAUUUAUUUCAAUUAGGAGUCAUACUAUUUUAGAUUACUUCUGGUUUCUGUCCCUUUUAAACUGCAAACAUCAAAACAGAUUAGGUAUACUAAUUAAUUUACAGAAAACAGUACAACAAGUUUUGGGAAGUACAAUAGGUUGAUUUUAGUCCUGAAUUGAAGGAUCUCAUAACAAAGCUAAUGGCAUUUAAUCCUAACUAACGAUUAUCAAUCUCCGAAAUUGAGGCACAUCCUUGGAUACUCAAGUGUGGAGUUGAUGAUUCACUUAUUGUUCAUGAAAUGAGCAAUAGAUACCAAUAGAUACUUUAAACAUCUGAAGAAUAAGAACAAUGAAAUAAUCUAUUUUACUUUAUCAAAAUUAAGAUAUCGAAAUUAUAUAUA